Molecule: messenger RNA, 1692 nt
Organism: Parnassius mnemosyne (clouded apollo)
Lineage: Eukaryota; Metazoa; Arthropoda; Insecta; Lepidoptera; Papilionidae
Source: the annotation of a GenBank genome assembly
AUGCCGAUCAACCAAUUAGGAGGUCUGAUUCUUUGGCACAUCAUUAAUUACAUCCCACUGGUUCGUGUUGUGCAACAGACCGAUGAGCGGUUUUCAACGAUUCUAACAAAAAUCGGCGAUGGACUUCAACUAAGCAACGAUAAUAUCUCCCUUAUUGAAACCAGACAUAAAACUCAGGCUUGGUGCAAGGAAAACGUGCCUGAUGCUGUCAGGCUGUAUUAUAGUAACAAUGAAGUGGAUUCGUACAACCAAUGCGCAAUUCUAGAUGCAUACAACUGUCUCUCACAUGAUAUUAUGCUUGGUUAUUCAAAUGAACAAGAGAAGAGACAGUACCAGGGUAAACUACACAAGAUGACAGUGGCAGAAACCGAUGGAUUACCGUACCUGCUGCCAUUGGCAGAAGGAUAUCCCUACAUGAUAACUUCUAACAUAGAUGUCGCUGAUGGGUUGGUAAAUGGAGCUAUUGGUGUCUUGCGACAUAUCAAACGUCAGCAGCCAAAUGUAGAUGACAAUUCUGCAGAAGCAGGACCAUCGACCAGUACAACUUCGCCAGCAGAUAGAGAAGAAAUUGCUACUUUAUGGUUCGAGUUUCCAGAAGAAACAACAGGAACCAGAGCAAAAGUUAAAUGUCGACCUUACGUGCGAAGCUAUCCAAACACUUUGUCUACAAACUGGGUACCAGUUCAAAAGAAAAUAGUAAACAUUACACUAACAAAAACUAUAAAAUGCAAACGAAAAGAGUGUCCUUGCGUUCCUGCUUGUGCCAUCACUAUUCACAAGUCACAAGGUGGGACGUUUGCUGUCAUUGUUUAUAAAUACUUAUCAAAGCAACCGCAACAGUUGGUGUACGUGGCGCUUAGUCAGGUAACAAGUAUAGAAGGCUUGCAUAUUAUCACCAAAAAAGAUGCUCCAUUUCGCUUUAAAGACGGACGGGAGGGAAACGAUUCACAGACAACAAGAGAUAUCCGUAACGACUACAUUCGACUUCGUGGACACACACUUCGAACAAUUACUGAUAAUGCAGUAAAAUUCUGUAAUGACUCAAACAAUGCAGGACAAACUUUUAUAAAGAACCUUAAUUCACAGAGUUUGCCUGCUCACUUUGCAGAUAUUGAAAAAGACACAAAUAAUCGAUUAGAUUCUGAAACAAACGCAGCAGGUGGAGUGGCAAUUUAUAGAAACUUAUCAUCGACAUCCACGGCCAAAAGUCUCAACGUUGAACUGUCGAAUACAACGCGCCUUAUUAGAAACACUGGUGACGUUUGCUUGGCAGAAGUUACAUGCUUCACCGCUGAUACCACGUUUAAAAUGGCUCUUGGCGCAGUUUAUAUUCAUCCUGGAUCUCUUGCAAGUAUCUCUAACAUCAGUGUUCUGCUGCAUAAAGCACUAUUUCCGUAUGUUUAUAACAGCCAGUAUGUACAUGCCAUCAUUGAAGUUGAUACCGAUGUACCAAUUCUUCUUUGUGGCGACUUCAACACAAACGUGAAAAAUGACGAAACAUUUCUCAAAUUCAUGAAAGACAGGUUCAAUCUCGAUUGUACAUCAGACGUUAAUAAGUCAACAACACUAAGAGGCACCACCAUCGAUUUGACUUUUUCAAGACACAUUACACUCGAAACACUCCAUUUUAUUUCCUACUUUUCCUAUCAUCGUCCUAUUCUCAACAGAAUAACACAAAUUGUAAGAAGUUAA